GGAGACUUUAGCAAUGGGGAAAUACCACAGACUGUCCCAUCAGGACAAUGCCAGGCCUGCAGUCCCAGGAGGCACCCACUUGCUUACCCAAACCCCAGACAUUUCAUUUAAAAGCAGAAGUGAAAGGAAGACCAGGUUCCUGAAAGGGUUAUUUUGACUUAGUCUGGCUAUAAAACUGCUAUUGGCUGUUAUUUGGCAUGGCCAAAGUGCACCCAGAAUGUCUUCUCUCUCCAUUCAGUGCACGCAUUACUUUGGCUAAGAGGAGGUGAGCAGCCCUCUGCCCUUCCAGAGCAAGCAUGGAGCAGCAGGAUCAGAGCAUGAAGGAAGGGAGGCUGACACUUGUGCUUGCCCUGGCAACCCUGAUAGCUGCCUUUGGGUCGUCCUUCCAGUAUGGGUACAACGUGGCUGCUGUCAACUCCCCAGCAAUGUACAUGCGACAAUUUUACAAUGAGACCUACCAGGACAGGACUGGUGAAGUCAUAGAAGACUUCCCCUUGACGUUGCUGUGGUCUUUAACUGUGUCCAUGUUUCCCUUUGGAGGCUUCAUCGGAUCCCUCCUGGUCGGACCCUUGGUGAAUAAAUUUGGCAGGAAAGGGACCUUGCUGUUCAACAAUAUAUUUUCUAUCGUGCCUGCGAUCUUAAUGGGAUGCAGCAAAGUCGCCAAGUCCUUUGAGCUUAUCAUUAUUGCCAGACUUCUGGUGGGAGUGUGCGCAGGUUUAUCUUCCAACGUGGUCCCCAUGUACUUAGGGGAGCUGGCCCCUAAAAACCUGAGGGGGGCUCUCGGGGUGGUGCCCCAGCUCUUCAUUACUGUCGGCAUCCUUGUGGCCCAGAUCUUCGGUCUUCGGAAUCUCCUUGCAAAUGAAGAUGGCUGGCCGAUCCUGCUGGGGCUGACCGGGGUCCCCGCGGCGCUGCAGCUCGUUCUGCUGCCCUUCUUCCCCGAGAGCCCCAGAUACCUGCUGAUUCAGAAGAAAGACGAAGCGGCCGCCAAGAAAGCCCUGAAGACACUGCGCGGCUGGGACUCCGUAGAGGCGGAGGUGGCCGAGAUCCGGCAGGAGGACGAGGCGGAGAAGGCCGCCGGCUUUAUCUCGGUGCUGAAGCUGUUCCGGAUGCGCUCGCUGCGCUGGCAGCUGCUAUCCAUCAUCAUCCUCAUGGGCGGCCAGCAGCUGUCGGGCGUCAACGCCAUCUACUAUUACGCGGACCAGAUCUACCUGAGCGCCGGCGUGAAGGAGGAGCACGUGCAGUAUGUGACGGCCGGCACCGGGGCCGUGAACGUGGUCAUGACCUUCUGCGCUGUGUUCGUGGUGGAGCUGCUGGGUCGGAGGCUGCUGCUGCUGCUGGGCUUCUCCAUCUGCCUCACAGCCUGCUGCGUGCUCACCGCGGCUCUGGCCCUGCAGGACACGGUGUCCUGGAUGCCAUAUAUCAGCAUCGUCUGUGUCAUCUCCUACGUCGUAGGACACGCCCUUGGGCCCAGUCCCAUCCCCGCGCUGCUCAUCACUGAGAUCUUCCUGCAGUCCUCUCGGUCAUCCGCCUUCAUGGUGGGCGGCAGCGUGCACUGGCUCUCCAACUUCACCGUGGGCUUGAUCUUCCCGUUCAUCCAGGAGGGCCUCGGCCCAUACAGCUUCAUUGUCUUCGCUGUGAUCUGUCUCCUCACCACCAUCUACAUCUUCCUGAUUGUUCCCGAGACCAAAGCCAAGACGUUCAUGGAGAUCAAUCAGAUUUUCACCAAAAUGAAUAAGGUGUCUGAAGUGUACCCAGAAAAGGAGGAACUGAAAGAGCUUCCACCUAUCACUUCUGAACAGUGACUCUGGAGAGGAAGCCAGUGGAGCGGGUCUGCCAGGGCCUUCCUCCUUUGGCCUGUUUUUCUGACUUCUAGCUGUCUGUAAAUAUCCAGAAAUAAAACGAGUCUGACGUGGAAUGCAGCCCUCCUCGCCAGCCUCCCCACCCCAGUGGGAACUGUGCAAAGCGCUUCCUUGCUGUUCUCGAAGCCGGGCUGUCUCUCUCCAGACCAACCCCUCGCCACCCCCGAGUCAAGUGAACAGCUGGUCUUCCACCUUGCUGGGUCAGCCUUUGUGUGGCUCCUGGUAACAUAACAAAAACAGUUACUAUAGUGGCGAAAUGGAAGGAAUCAAAUUUUGCCAGAUAAACGGACUCUGUGGCCCCGACAGAUCUUCUGGGGCCCUGGGCAUUUGUUUAGAGCCAAAUUCAUCUUCUUAUCAGAUCCUUUUCCAGAAAUACCUAUCUAGGAAGGUGCGAUGUCAGAAACAACGACAUCCAGAAAGCUGAGGAGCACGUCCCUGUGGAGACACUUGAGUCAGAAUUCUUAAUCCUAAAUUAAAUUAUUAGUGGAAAAUGGAAUUGCUUCUGUGUAGUCAAUAAAAUGAAUCUGAUCACUUUUCAACAA
Saimiri boliviensis boliviensis (Bolivian squirrel monkey) is the source of this 2401-nucleotide messenger RNA. RefSeq names its product solute carrier family 2 member 5 (gene SLC2A5). Gene Ontology annotation, cellular component: plasma membrane. The record is from RefSeq and is a predicted model, not a curated record. NCBI's taxonomy places the organism in Eukaryota, Metazoa, Chordata, Mammalia, Primates, Cebidae. Gene Ontology annotation, biological process: dehydroascorbic acid transport; fructose transmembrane transport. Gene Ontology annotation, molecular function: fructose transmembrane transporter activity; D-glucose transmembrane transporter activity.